CCCCGGUGAGCGGUACUUGUAGAGCGCACAUGCAGCUCGCCCCCGUACCCCGCCAUCACCCUGCUGCAACCGAUGGGCGGUCGCGGUCAUCCAGGUCGACCAUGAAUCCGAUGUGUUUAUACUCCUCUGCUAAUGCGACCUGUGGAUCGCCCCGCUCAUCGAUGAAACUGACAUCCGGACGACAACGUCCCCCCACGACUGGCGAAACCGCGGCUCCCGCCCGCGAGGUUCUGGACCACAUCCUAUCCGCGGCCGGCCGCUCGCCGCCGUCUCGAACUAUUGUACAUAUUUCCUCUGCUGUCGCUGCUUCUACUCUGCUACUCCUACUACUCGCGCUGCAUCAAGGCCUAUUUUACUUAUUGCGCAUCAUAUUAUGGAACCGUUCCUUCUCCCUCUUCCCUCCAUUUUCGCAACUUCCACCGCCGUGCGCGCCGAACGGUGCGUCGUCACGCUCCGCGCACGCCGCCACCGCGCCUACAUUCGCCCGCCCGCUUUUUACUACUACCGCCAUUGCUAUCCCUCGUGUUUGUGCGCAUCGGCAACCUGGCUUACAGGUUCUGCUCUCGGGUACUGUAUGAUGUACUCUAUAUUGUACGUUUGGUGGCCCCGCUAGGGGCGUGCUCGUGCGUUGUUAUCCCUGUCCUGUCGACCACCAUCCCUAUCCGCUUCGUUCCGCGCUGCGCCGUCUGCGCGGGCUUACCCUUAUGUUUGCCUAUUACUUGCCUCCGCAGCGGGUGGAAUGUGCCCGCGCGCGGCGUACUGUACAUAGUCGGUCUAUUCGCAUUCGCUGUACAUGCGCUGUAUUGGAUACUUUAGUAGAUACAUCC
Molecule: messenger RNA, 827 nt
Organism: Postia placenta MAD-698-R-SB12
Lineage: Eukaryota; Fungi; Basidiomycota; Agaricomycetes; Polyporales; Adustoporiaceae
Exons: 1
Coding region: 162-578 (138 amino acids)
Source: RefSeq, a predicted model, not a curated record